AACCGAAUGUACUUCGUAGCCCCUGUUCAACAUCCAGAUUUCAGUCGCAAAGAUGGAAAGCCCACACGAGCAUCAGCAGAAUCUCCUGCUCUCGCGCAUCAUCACCAAUGUCGAGAAAUUGAAUGAAGCCGUCAUGGUUAUGAACAAGACUCUUCAGGAAAUCAACAUCCAGAACAUGAACGUUGAGCUGGUGGCACAGAUGUUCAAGAAUUACCAGUCAAAUGUGCUCUUCCAUCUGGAAGCGACGGACAAUUUAAAGGACCCGGCAUGA
Messenger RNA from Canariomyces notabilis, 271 nucleotides. RefSeq names its product DASH complex, subunit Dad4. The transcript has 5 exons. Lineage: Eukaryota; Fungi; Ascomycota; Sordariomycetes; Sordariales; Chaetomiaceae. Gene Ontology annotation, cellular component: DASH complex; mitotic spindle. The record is from RefSeq and is a predicted model, not a curated record. Bases 53 to 271 code for a protein of 72 amino acids. Gene Ontology annotation, biological process: attachment of spindle microtubules to kinetochore.